Stegostoma tigrinum is the source of this 2993-nucleotide messenger RNA. RefSeq lists its product as uncharacterized. The coding region runs from base 127 to 1104 and encodes 325 amino acids. Lineage: Eukaryota; Metazoa; Chordata; Chondrichthyes; Orectolobiformes; Stegostomatidae. The transcript has 10 exons. Gene Ontology annotation, cellular component: membrane. The record is from RefSeq and is a predicted model, not a curated record.
GAGCUAUUGAAAACAAUAGGUGCUGGUUUAUACCUGACACAAAGUUAUUUCCUGCACGCAGUGAACUUUGCUUGUACAACUGUUCAGUAACAAAUCCACAGGAAAAAAAGACUACAUCUAUUUACAAUGGAGAAGAUACCACGUGUGAAAAUGGGGGAAAAUGGUACACAGGUAUAUGGUGUGUACCCUUAUCCCCCAACACAUUCACGUGACCCAGGAUCACAACUGGGACACUCUCAAGCCAGUCAUCAACAGGAUUACCCACCAGGCUAUCUUUCUCAGGAAUACCCCGCUCCAAGGUAUCCACCUCAGGAAUACUCAUGGCCGGGGGGCCACCCUGCAAAUGAACCAUAUCAAGGCUCCACAGGGGCUUCUCCACAAUCAUUCGUUGAUGCACCUCCGGAAUAUCAAAAUGAAUUUGCCAAUGAAACAGCGAAGAACUUUUCAGAGAAAGUCAUAAGGAGAGCUUUCAUUAGGAAAGUGUAUCUCAUUUUAGUGGUUCAAUUGUUAAUCACCAUAGGAAUAAUCUGCAUGUUUCUUUAUUGGAGAACCUUGAAUGUAUGGGUAAACCAAACUUAUUGGUUUACGUACGCUUUGUUUCCUGCCAUCUUCAUUUUAAUCAUUAUCUUAUCUUGCUGUGAUGGUGUUCGACGUAAAGCACCUUGGAACAUCAUGCUUCUUUUAUUAUUUACUAUUCUGGAAGGCUUGCUGCUGGGAGCUGUUUCAGUUUUUUAUGGUGCUGAUGCAGUGAUGUGGGCUGUUGGUGCAACUGUAUUUGUGUCUCUUGGAUUAACACUAUUUUCUCUGCAAACCAAGUGGGACUUUACAGCAAAAAGUGGAGUUUUAUUCGUGGUACUAUUGGUUUUAGUAGCAUUUGGGAUUCUAUGUGCCAUAAUACAAUCAUUUUGGCUCCAGAUCAUUUAUGCCUCCUUAGGAACAUUGAUCUUCUCGAUUUACCUGGUGGUUGAUACUCAAUUAAUGCUGGGAGGAAAGCACAGAUACAGUCUGAGCCCUGAAGAGUACAUAUUUGCGGCAUUGAAUCUCUACCUUGACAUCAUAAAUCUCUUCCUUUUCAUACUCCAAAUUAUUGGUCUGAGUCGUUAGUAAGUUUCUAAGAAAAUAUAUUAAGCAUAUAACAUGCUAAUCGUAAAUUCAGCUAAUGCAUAUGAUUAUUUAUGGGUGAUGCUUUUUGAAAAUAAAAGCUGCUUUUCCAGAGAGAAAAUAUCUGUUAAAUUAGAUGAUGAUGGGAAAAAAAAGUACACUAAACUUUCAACAGUUGUGGCUCUGAUUUCACUGCACCAGUUCAAAAGGAAGAGUUUUAAAUGCCACGCUAUAGAAUCCGAACGGUGUCCAUAACUUACGACAUACAUAAACCCAUUAUCAAAAUUCCCCCAAUAAGAUAAAUUUAGAAAGAAAACAACUGGUAGGUACCCAAAUUAAAAGAUAUCUUGAGUAGAUUUGUAACUUGAGUUGUGAAUAUUGUGCUUGGUUGGCUCGCUGAACUGGUUUGUUAGUCCACAGAAGUUUCAUUACCCUGCUGGGUAACAUCAUCAGUGCAGCGCUGUUGUGUUUUCCUGCCUGGUAUUUAAACUCUGGGGUGUGUUGGAAUUGGUUACCUCAUUUCCAGUUUUUCUUCGCAGUGGUGUACACAUGGGGUCUAGUUCUACAUGUUUAUUGAUGGCCUUCUUGGUGGAGAACCAAGCCUCUAGAAAUUCCUGUUUGGCCUCUCCUAGGAUCUUGAUGUUGUUCCGGUUGAACUGGUGGUUCUCCUGAUCCAUGUGAAUGGAGACGCAUGAGUUUCAUGGGAGGCUGCACUGAUGAUGCUACCCAUCAGGGUGAUGAAACUUCUGCGAACUAACAAACCAGCUCAGCGAGCGAACUAACCACAAUGCAAGAUAUCAUGUUAUCAAUGCUUCCUUUGUCUUUAGGUCAGAAAUCAAACAACACCAGUUUAAUGUCUUAAUACAUUAGUGUUUAUUCCAAAAUGUCUGCACCUAUUUGUGAUAUAGAUUAGUAAAAAUUGUACAAUAGUACAAUUGAAAAUUAAAAGUGCUGAAUAUAAUAGUUUUUAAAAUUGUGAAAUUGAAGUAAGCCAGAAAAGUACUUCAGUUCAUAUAUCUCUAAGUCUGGGAAUAUUUUCCAAAUAAUUAUGAAAACGUCCAGUGAAGAAUUAUGACAAUAAUUAAGGGAAGAUUAAAAGGGCUGUUACCAUGAAUAAAAGAUUAAAGAAUUCAAAAAGAUUGAAUACUUUGACAGGAGAAACGCAGUUCACAAUGCCAAAUUAUAUAUGUUUGCAUCUAUAAGCUUAACAACAACAAAACACAGAAAAGACAUAGAUGAAAGAAAAUACAAACUAGCGCAUCUUUUUCAUGAUUUAAAGGCAUCAUAAUGUAGAAACUGAUAAAGGAUCCACAACUAUCUGCGAAUUUUCACAACCGAGAAUUAUGUUAUUAUCUUAAACCGCAGGUUCCUGGCCAAGGUAAAGAAAGUUGACCACGGCCAGACUCACGAGUGUGACCUCCCGAGGAUCAGUAGGAUCCAUAAGUUAAUAGAUAUUGACAGCUAUAUGAAUUUACUUAGAAUAAGAGAGAAUUGUCCUUCAGUCAAAAUAAAGGUUAUCUGAACCAAGUUUGGAAAAACGAAAUGAGAGGGAUGUAGUUACAAUUAAGAGAUAAGACUUAUAUAUGAAAAUAUUAUUUUUGUAACCCGAGAUAAACUACACGCAUUGAGGAGCAAACUAAAAGACAGUCUGAUUUAUUAGGUUUACUUAGAUGUCAGAUUCACUUAACUGGCUUAGGCACCACUUUAAUAUUUGAUGGCUAGACCACUUAAGAUAAUCUUUUUGUAACAACUGAAAUUUAGAAAUGUUCUGUACUGGAAAUAGGACUGCACCAUCACUUUCUUCAGAAUGUAUUUAACGUGUGUUGCAUUACCAUGAUUUUGAAUUGCAAGUUUCGUUAUUUAAUAAACUUACAUGUACAUUUUUGAAUUGA